Molecule: messenger RNA, 966 nt
Organism: Rhododendron vialii
Lineage: Eukaryota; Viridiplantae; Streptophyta; Magnoliopsida; Ericales; Ericaceae
Product: cell number regulator 2-like
Exons: 4
Coding region: 139-666 (175 amino acids)
Source: RefSeq, a predicted model, not a curated record
CCCUUCCAAAUCUGUCCAUUUCAAUCUCUCUCUCUCUCUCUCUCUCUCUCUCUCUCUCUAUUUAUGCAAAAUUUAUAAGCAUCAUAUAACAAUAUUUCUCAUCGUGUUAGAAUUUUUUUGAAGUAAGGGUAUACAACGAUGUAUUCCUCAUACUCAAGUAGUACUGCUACUGAUAUAGAUUAUCAAAAACACUCGGCUGAUCCUCCACAACUAAUCUCCGGAAAUCCGCCGGUUCAAACUCCACCCGGGACCGAGGCCCCGUGGUCCACCGGCCUCUUCAGCUGCUUUGAUGAUGUUCCCAACUGUUGUAUAACGUGCUGGUGUCCGUGCAUUACUUUCGGGCAAAUUGCAGAGAUUGUAGAUGAAGGAACAAUCAGUUGGGGAGCAAGUGCAGCAAUAUACACACUGAUAGGAUUUUUCACGGGGUGUGCGUGCUGUUACUCAUGCUUCUAUCGCAUGAAGCUGAGGAAGCAGUACAAGUUGAGCGAAAGCCCUUGUGCCGAUUGUUGUGUCCAUUGGUUUUGCGAGUCAUGUGCGUUGUGUCAAGAGUAUCGCGAGCUCAAAAAUCGUGGAUUCAACAUGAGCGAAGGUUGGAAAGGAAAUUCGGAGAGGCAGAAUUAUGGCAUUACAAUGGCACCGGUGGUUGAAGGAGGAAUGGCCAAAUAAUUAGGGUGAUUACUCGGGUUGUCGAUCGGAUCACUACAAUUUCUCUGUGAUGAAAAUUGGGGUUCAACAAAUUAGCUGUGAUGGCCUAUUAGUGAAAACUUUCACACUGCUUAUCUUAUAUAUUCUUUUGCACAUUUGUUGGGGUCCUUGUUUUCCAAUCAUCGAAGUUUAUAUGCGAAUUGUUACAAAAUUGUAUUUACGAAUUGUUACAAAAUUGUAUUUAUUUGUGUGUGUACGGUAUAUCACCACUCAGAUCAUUUUUAGAGACAAAAUACAAGUUUCAUUGAUAAUAAAUAUUAC